UUUUUGACAUCGUAUAAUCGAUUAAUUAUAUGAAAUAUAUAUUAUAAUUUUUACUUCGAUAUAUUAAUGGGAAAAUAUGUUUGGACGAGAAACUCUAGUAGCUGCGGUCAAUACUUACUAAACAGAUACUGUCCAACUUCAAAGUCAUGUUGCUUCAGUGUGACUCCAAAAGUGGGAACAAUCAUUAUAUCCUUACUAGGAGUAUUUAAGAGUGCAUUUUAUGUAUUAUUCUUUUUCUUUGGCAAGGAAACGCUAUUGAAGAUCGGUGUAGAUGAAAAUACAAGUGAAUUAAUUACGCACGUUUAUGCGGUUGUCGGAAUUUUGUUGUUUUCUGUUAAUAUUUUAUUACUCAUAGCUGCUAUUAUUUACAGCGAAGCAUUGAUUCUAUUGUUUUUAUGGGUUGUUAUAUUUUACUUCUUAAUAGACUUUUCUAUUGUUUUAUAUUUAUGCUUAAAAUUUUCGUUUGGAGAUAAAGCAUUGACCGGGUUGUUCGUAUUGUUAGUUAGUGUUACUUAUUGGUUGUUUAUUUAUGUAUUUGUAAUCCCUGUAGUUAAUGGAUUCAGAAGAAGCAUCCACACAGUUGUAAUAGUGUUAACUUAGUAAAGGAUAAAUACACCUUGUAGCCGGACAAACAAGCCAGUGGUCUGAACUAUUAAUUAGAAUUAAAUUGACUUUAGUUUGUAAAUUCCUUACUAGUUGGUUUGCUUUAUUCGAGCAGACAAAUAACAGUAACGUUAUUUUGAUAUCAAUUUUGUGUAGUAUUCUACUUCGUAGAUUUUUACUACUUUUGAUUCGGUUAACACGCCUGACAAGCAGCGAGAGAUUGGUGGAUAGUUCUCGUUAUGCCCGUCAAAGCGACUCGUUUAAUCGUGAUGAUACCACCGCGUGCAGAUUGAUCUCUGUUGUUGAUAGAGCAUUUAGUCGUCCCGGCGGACUAUCGUAGCGACGGAUCGGUUCACGUUUCAUCUGGUAGUUGGUACGGUGUUAGCCACGGUGACGUAAUCAAGCCAAAUACGAUGACAGAUUUCUGUUAGAAUUAUCCGUGUGAGAUGUUAACUCUGACAGUUUUAAUGUUUGUUACGUCAAUAAGUAUAGAUUAAAAAAUUUUAGA
Molecule: messenger RNA, 1111 nt
Organism: Danaus plexippus (monarch butterfly)
Lineage: Eukaryota; Metazoa; Arthropoda; Insecta; Lepidoptera; Nymphalidae
Exons: 2
Coding region: 67-600 (177 amino acids)
Source: RefSeq, a predicted model, not a curated record